AUGGCACCGCGCAAGACGCGGGUGAAGCCCACAGCGUACCCAUUCCUACCCUUCCACAUCACACGAUGCGCGCAACUGCUUUCGUCCUUAGUAGUAGCGAGCAUCAUGUUUUACUUCCUGCGUGAAUUGGCGCAUGAUGGGUAUAGGUUGCCGUGGACGUUUAUCUUACUAAUGACCGUAUCCCUCCUCACCCCCGCGGCACUCACAAUCACGAUCGUCCUACACUUCCGCCACGGCCUAUCCGCGUCCCUCAACCUGAUUCUCAACAGCGUCCUCGCGCUCCUCUGGACUGUGUCCUUCGCUCUGCUGGCGUGGUGGUGUUCGGGCACAUUGGCACACGUUUGCGACGCGGAUAGCUGGGAAUCAGACACCGGGGUUAGCGUGUGCAGGAUGUACAAGGCGCUGUUCAGCUUCGCGUUGCUAGGCUUUGUGGCAACCGGGUGCGCGUUGGGCUUAGAUGUCAAGGUCAUGAGGGGCGCGAGGACGAGGGGCGUGUUUCAGCAGUUGGAUGUGUUGAACGGAGGGGAAGCGAAGAAAGAUGAAGAGGACACAGGAAGGGACAUCAACCCGAAUCCCAUCGCUGCACGGGCGCAACGGGGUAGGGGUGGAGACGGUUACGCGCUGCCUGAGGAGCAGUUCGGGUACAACGACAUUGGCUAUCACGGAGCUGCAGGUGAGGUUGGGCAAAGCAGGAUAUAA
Alternaria ventricosa is the source of this 699-nucleotide messenger RNA. RefSeq lists its product as uncharacterized. The coding region runs from base 1 to 699 and encodes 232 amino acids. The record is from RefSeq and is a predicted model, not a curated record. Lineage: Eukaryota; Fungi; Ascomycota; Dothideomycetes; Pleosporales; Pleosporaceae. The transcript is spliced from 2 exons.